Messenger RNA from Ziziphus jujuba (common jujube), 2689 nucleotides. Its product is annotated as two-component response regulator ARR18. The coding region runs from base 445 to 2424 and encodes 659 amino acids. Lineage: Eukaryota; Viridiplantae; Streptophyta; Magnoliopsida; Rosales; Rhamnaceae. Gene Ontology annotation, biological process: phosphorelay signal transduction system; cytokinin-activated signaling pathway. The transcript is spliced from 6 exons. Gene Ontology annotation, molecular function: DNA-binding transcription factor activity; DNA binding. The record is from RefSeq and is a predicted model, not a curated record.
CCAUUUGGAAAACCGUUGCUAAUUAUGCUCUAAUCAGAGAAGUUAGUGGGCCAUGUUAAGCAUGAUGAGCGUCUCAUACACCGAUCAAAGUCAUUGAUUGGUGACUCAAUGGGGUCCAUUGGAGUGUGGUGGGGUGGACAGCAUAAUCAAGAAAACGGUUUCCUGGUCUUCUUCCAUUUCCAUAUGGAGAUUAGAGACUGGGAAGAGAAGAAGUGGAGGAGUUAACCUUAUAUAAACCCACCGGCAAGAAAAAGCUACAACCACAUUCUUUUCUCUCUCUCGGCAGUGUCUCUUUUUGAUCCCAUCCCAUUGUUCUGUCUCUUGCUUCGUGUUCUUUUGUCUUCCGGGGUUGUUGAAAAAGGCUUAAAGUUUUCAACUUUUCUCUCUGCGGCCUUUGCUUGGUGCUCCGUUUUUCAUUUGGGCUUCUGAAGUUGAUCGUUCGCAAUGACUGUGGAGGGCCAGAGGUAUAGCUUUAUGUUUGAAGAUGGAGCAACUGACCGGUUUCCGGUGGGUAUGCGAGUUCUCGCUGUUGAUGAUGACCCACUUCGUCUGAAAGUGCUUGAGACGAUGCUUCGUAAAUGCCAGUAUCAGGUUACUGCGACAAAUAAGGCGAUCAAGGCACUGAAAAUGUUGAGGGUAAACAGAAAUAGGUAUGACAUUGUGAUCACUGAAGUGAAUAUGCCAGAGAUGGAUGGUUUUAAGUUCCUUGAGCUCGUGAGGCUUGAAAUGGAUCUGCCCGUUAUCAUGUUAUCAGCAAAUAGUGAUACCAAGCUUGUUAUGAAGGGAAUUACCCUUGGUGCCUGUGACUAUUUGCUGAAACCUGUGAGAAUAGAACGGCUCAAGAAUAUUUGGCAACAUGUAAUCCGCAAAAGGAUGUGUGAUUCCAAGGACCAAAAUAAGUCCCCCGAUCUAGACAAGGCCUGUCAUGGAACUGAAAGUGCAAAUUCUGUGGCAAUUAGUGGUAAUUCAGGCGAGAACGACAAACUAAGCAUGAAACAGAAGCACCGAAAUGAAGAGGAGAAAGAAUAUGGCAAAGAUGAUGAAACUGAGAAAAAGCCCUGCGUAGUUUGGUCUGUGGAGCUACACCGGAAGUUUGUCGCAGCUGUAAAUCAAUUGGGUCUUGAAACUGCUGUCCCUAUGAAAAUUAUUGCCCUGAUGAACGUUAAAGGUUUGACAAGCGAAAAUGUCGCCAGCCAUCUACAGCAAUAUAGGUCCUACCUGAAAAGACUAAACAAUAUGCAAGCUCAGUAUUGCGGAAAGGCUGCCCCUUUGGGUGUUAAAGAUUCUACUUACUUGCAGAUGGGUUCAAUUGAUGGGUCUCUAAGUGUUGCAAACACUGCUUUAUCAUCCUACUCACCUGGAGGGAUGCUUGGUAGGUUAAACUCCCCAGUUGGUUUGAACUUGCCAGGAAUAACUCCUUCUGGACUUGCAGAACCUGUCGAUCCGCAGAACUUGAGCAACUCGUCCAAUUCUCUUGGGAAGCUCCAAGGAUCUGUGCUUGCAAGCCAAUUUAAAAAUUUAUUUAUACAGAUCCCAACAUCACUGGAGCACAAUGAAUUGCAACAGGACAAGUGCACUGCUCAUAUUGGAGGUUUCAAUUCCAUUAACAAUACAACAGGUUUGACAUUGCUGCCUAGCUUUCCAGAUACUAGAGUGAUUAUGGGUAGCUCAAGCAAUUCUCUGUCCGGUGCUUCAGGCAAUCCUUUGAUGUUCCAAUGGAAUCCACAGCCAACACACAGUAUAUUAGCACUGAUGAACCUUGGGCUAGCUUCAUCAAAUCCGAAGUCUAUUGAACUUGGUAACCGUGUUUUGUCUAAUUUCCCGGAUCACAAUCGAUGUAGUGAAAGCUUGCAGGGUGCCGGUCAGUUAUCAAAAUUUCCAUCAAAUGCUGUAUCUAUGAGUGGGUCUUACAAUCAUGAUCACUCGCAUUCUAGCAACUUGGGUAUUUCUUCUACCUGCCAUCAGAUUGGGAACAAUCCACAAGGUUUUUCUUCUGUAAGUGUACCUUUCAGUCUGUUAGCAGAGCCUCGAGGAGAUGUACAAUGCAGAGAAGGCUUGAUUGGAAAUAUUGUCCAGCCAAUAAACUACAUACGGAAGCAAAGGUGGGAAGAACAUGAGCAAGAUUACAGGCACUACAUGAAUUGGACUUUUGGUGCCAUUAAUUCCUCAGUAUCUGCUGAUAGGAAUUUGAAUCCCUUGAGCCAAAAUCUUGACAAAAGUGAUGCAGUCUGCAGUAAAAAUAAAGACCAAUCAAAUGGUAUUACUCCAUCUGCUCUUCAUUCCAUUGUGGUUGAAAAAUCUGCCAUGGAGACCAAGAUGAAGCCCUCCUUUGACCAAACAAAAUUACAGGGUGGUCAAAUGAAAAACCGUUAUGGAUCAUUGGAUGAUAUAAUGAGCUCUAUCACGAAAAGGCAAAGGUGCUAGGUGGGGCUCUUGCCGUGCACGCCGUACAUGUGGCUCUUUGAAUAAAAGCUGUUGCUCUUGUUGGCAUGCUGGCCCAGUUAAUAUAAGACUUUGGCAAACCUGAGAAAGAGGAGUAGAAAAUAUGGGAAGUGGGAGUUUUCAUGUACGAGUUCUUAAAGCAAAUUACAACUUUUAUUUUUAUUUUUUUUCUUUCUUCAAAAAGCAGAUUAAAACUUGUGGUUGAACAUAUUUGUAAAUUUAUUCAAAAGAUUUUGUUCUUUUGUUU